CCUAUUGACUCCUGCCCAUUCAAUGUCCUUGCUGUGAUGUACCUAUUGGCUUGUCCCAGAGUAGAUCCAACGCUUGUUCCUCCUCAUUGAUGUAUAUUGGUCUGUCACAACAUGUACAGAGACACCUCAAGUACCCAGGCCUCUUGUUUGCCACCCCGGCCUCGAAAUUUAUUUCAACAAGUAACUCCUCGUUUUUGUCGACACACUACAACAACAUACCAUCUAUACUUUUAAAUUGCGCUGCCAGCAUCAUAACUACUCGCCACCUCGAACUAAGACAGACCGAAAAUCUCAAGAUGCCUAUUCUUCUCAAAGGUAAUCUUCGGCUCUCUCUACCGGCGUCUGGCAGUACGUUUCUCUAACAUGUGUAUCAACUGCUUUCAAACCUAACGUUAUGGCAGUGAAGUACCAGGCCCCCUACCGACUCAUGCACAAAUCACGACGCGAUAAGCGAGUUUUCGAUGCCCUCAAAGCCACCGGACACGAGAUCAAACCUGCUAUUCUCACCGAAGUCCUUAUGCAACUAUUCAAGACCGCGACUCCCUUGAUAAAAAAGGGACGCGAUAAUGGCGAUGACCUUUGGGAUAUUCUGCCUCUUGUGCAGAGCGAAAUCGAUUGGGCUUCGAAGGUACCACAAGCGGUUUUCUUCGAGAUGUUUGUGCGCCUGAUCGAAGCUCGCUGCGAGUGGGAAAAGAACCCAGAAUAUCCUUACUACCGCUACGAUUUGUACAAUCCGGCCGUUCUCGCACUCAUCGCGUUCCGCAAAUCUGUAGGUGAUCAUGGUACCGUCGGCGAAUCGUGGAUCGUCACAGACGCUGUCUUCUUCAACGAGCUAGCUAGAGGCUUCGACAUCGAUGAGGAUGAGGAUGAGGACGUUGUAAUGGAUGGUUCGGACUGUCAGACUAAAUGCGAAUAUCACCAUGCUGAGAACCAAGACUACCACCUCGAGGAUGAGGAUUCAUAUGGUAACGAUGAAGAGCUUCAGGAUGAGAACCAAGACCCGACCGUUGCCGUUGUAAUCCCUCCUAUGGUGCAGAUGAAGAUCGACUAGAAGAAUCGACUCUUCACAUCCUUCUAACUCCCUACAUAUCUUCUCUGUUUCUUUGUAUCCAAUGUUGAAUGUAUGACUGUGUCCUUUCCGUCCAUUGUGAUCCCUGGCAAGGUACGAUGCUAAAAUUGGAACCAAUUCUACUAGUAACAACUCGUACAUGUGGAAUAAAGUAAUGUGUUAGACGCAUAUUCCCACGACGAACCCCUAUGCAAAAUGCACGUGUCAAAGCAAAGCCGCAUUCCAAAAUUAGCGCGGUUUAAG
Molecule: messenger RNA, 1312 nt
Organism: Xylaria bambusicola
Lineage: Eukaryota; Fungi; Ascomycota; Sordariomycetes; Xylariales; Xylariaceae
Exons: 1
Coding region: 395-1051 (218 amino acids)
Source: RefSeq, a predicted model, not a curated record